Messenger RNA from Drosophila rhopaloa, 2468 nucleotides. RefSeq names its product sodium/hydrogen exchanger 8 (gene Nhe1). The transcript is spliced from 5 exons. Lineage: Eukaryota; Metazoa; Arthropoda; Insecta; Diptera; Drosophilidae. The record is from RefSeq and is a predicted model, not a curated record. Gene Ontology annotation, cellular component: membrane; Golgi apparatus. Gene Ontology annotation, biological process: sodium ion transport; proton transmembrane transport; regulation of pH. The coding region runs from base 132 to 2081 and encodes 649 amino acids. Gene Ontology annotation, molecular function: sodium:proton antiporter activity.
GAUGUGGCAACUCUGCGACGAUAAAUGUCAGAUAGGGCGAUAAACAGCUGUUUGUGAAGAAAAACAAAUUGAAAUUUUGUAAACUUAAAUGCGAGCUUUAUUAGCGACCACGUCACAGCUCGUCGGUCAAAAUGAGGUUUUGGCUAUUUUGCGGAGUUGCUGUCCUGUGCCUUGUCCUUCAAGCGUCGGCGGAGGGCGACGGGGGCCAGGAGGUCCCCAAGAACAUCACCACCAGCAACUCCACCACGCCAGAAAGUAGUAACUCCACCCACAACCCAUUGCCCGAUAUUGCGGCCAGUCUUCCAGGAAUUAUAUCCCCCUCAACUGCUGUUCCUGUCAAUGUAUCCACCACGAAGAAGGGCAACGCAUCGUCGGUGGCCACAGAGCCCCCACUCAUAGACUCCCAUGCUGUCGAGCAGGAGCACAACUCCUCGCUGUCCCUGUUCUUCGUGAUCUGCGUAAUCAUGCUCGGCAUCCUGCUGAUCCAUUCCAUGCUGCAGACCGGAUUCCAGUACUUGCCGGAGAGCAUUGUGGUGGUCUUCCUGGGCGCCUUUAUCGGCCUGUCGCUGAACGUGAUGUCUGGAGAAAAUGGCAGCUGGAAGCGCGAGGAGGUCUUCUCGCCCAUGGGCUUCUUCCUGGUCCUCCUUCCGCCUAUUAUAUUCGAAUCCGGCUACAAUUUGCACAAGGGAAAUUUCUUUCAGAACAUCGGAUCCAUCCUGGUGUUUGCAAUAUUCGGCACAACGAUUUCCGCUCUAGUCAUCGGGGCAGGGAUUUACUUGCUAGGCCUGGCAGAAGUGGCAUUUCGACUCAGCUUUUCAGAGUCGUUUGCCUUUGGCUCACUAAUCUCGGCUGUUGAUCCUGUCGCAACUGUGGCCAUUUUUCAUGCCCUGGACGUAGACCCCAUACUAAACAUGUUGGUGUUUGGCGAAAGCAUCCUGAACGACGCCAUAUCGAUUGUCCUGACCGCAUCCAUCACCCAAUCGGCUAACGCCAAUGCCGAGGCCAGCACUGGGGAGGCAAUGUUCAGUGCGUUGAAGACCUUCUGCGCUAUGUUCUUUGCAUCGGCGGGCAUUGGAGUCAUAUUUGCGUUGAUAUCGGCUUUGCUGCUCAAGCAUAUAGAUUUGCGGAAGCAUCCGUCUUUGGAGUUUGCCAUGAUGCUUAUGUUUACCUACGCCCCCUACGUCUUGGCCGAGGGAAUACAUUUAAGCGGUAUAAUGGCCAUACUAUUUUGUGGAAUCGUAAUGUCUCACUACACGCAUUUCAAUCUAUCCACGGUCACUCAAAUUACUAUGCAGCAGACGAUGAGAACGCUGGCUUUUAUCGCUGAGACGUGCGUAUUUGCUUAUUUGGGCCUGGCGAUCUUCUCGUUCAAACACCAAGUAGAACUGUCUUUUGUUAUAUGGGCAAUUAUAUUAUGUCUCAUUGGCCGGGCCUGCAACAUUUUCCCUCUCGCCUUCUUGGUCAACAAAUUCCGCGAGCAUAAGAUCAACAACAAGAUGCAGUUCAUCAUGUGGUUUUCUGGACUAAGAGGAGCCAUUUCCUACGCGUUGUCUCUGCACUUGAACCUUGACAGUCAAGAGAAGCGCCACGUCAUCAUAACAACCACAUUGAUAAUCGUACUAUUCACCACGCUGGUAUUGGGGGGCUCGACGAUGCCACUGCUUAAGUAUCUUAAACCUGGUAAAAAACGCCGAACACGAGGCUCUGUGCGAAAUACCCCUGAGGAGGGAGGACGACGAAGCGGCAGCGGCCGGAAGCGGUCGAAGUCUAUUUCCCUCUCGAAGACCCGCGAAUGGGGUCAGGCAAUUGACUCAGAACACCUGUCGGAGCUCACUGAGGAGGAAGACGUAUCUUUUACACAGGCCCGCGAUCGCUUUGGUCGCAUGGAUCGCAAGUACUUUAUUCCGUUCUUUACGCGACGCUUUAACAGUCAGGAGCUGCAUGAAUGCAAGUCGCAGAUGGCUGACCUGACUAACAAGUGGUAUCAAGCUAUUCGCGUGAGUCCAUUGGAUUCGGAUGAAUCGGAUGAAGAGAUCGGGUUGGCGGCCAGCACAAGUCAGAGCCAUCUGACACGAUCGUAGGAAUUCGAGGGUUUGGAGAACUCUGGCUGUGCUGACACCUUGGUGGCCAAAUAGAACGAUCGUAUUUAUAAUUCUAGUUCAAAUUUUCAAUUUUGUAUCUUUUUAACGCGGUGGUGGUAAUUGUUAACUUGUGCAUAUUUUCCUUGUUUCAAAAUGUUUAUUUUGUUAGACCUGUAUGCAAUGAUUAAUCCGUGUUAUGGUAGUUCCUUCCUAUAACCACUUCAAGCAGUAUUUCAUUGCACACGAAAGUUGCUCUUCAAAGACUACACAUGAAACUUAUGUUAGAAAUAAUUAUUAAUAUUUGAAUGAAUGUUAUCGCUGUAUUUGUGAUUUUGUAAAUUUUUGAAACCAAAUAUAAUAAAUAUCUAAAUGUGAUACCAAUGACAA